Messenger RNA from Phragmites australis (common reed), 1056 nucleotides. Its product is annotated as galactinol synthase 1-like. Gene Ontology annotation, molecular function: glycosyltransferase activity. Bases 78 to 938 code for a protein of 286 amino acids. The record is from RefSeq and is a predicted model, not a curated record. NCBI's taxonomy places the organism in Eukaryota, Viridiplantae, Streptophyta, Magnoliopsida, Poales, Poaceae. The transcript has 3 exons.
CACAAUUCCACAAAGCAACACGCUCCAUCCCAAACAAAACUCACUCGUAGCGCGAAACACGAAGCUUCUCCGACGAGAUGGCCUCCGAGCUGGCCGGCAAGACGACCGCCAAGGUCGCCACGGCGACGGCGACGGUAGCGGAGCCCGUGACGAGGGCGUACGUGACGUUCCCGGCGGGCGACGACGGGGAGUGCUGGAAGGUCGUCGUGCGGCUGGCCAAGGACCUGCGCAAGGUCGCCGCAGCGUACCCGCUGGUGGUGGCCGUGCUGCCGGACGUGCCGGAGUCCCACCGCAGCAUCCUCGUCUCCCAGGGCUGCAUCGUCCGCGAGAUAGAGCCCGUGUACCCACCCGAGAACCAGGCCCAGUUCGCCAUGGCGUCGUCCUACGUCGUCAACUACUCCAAACUCCGCAUCUGGGAGUUUGUGGAGUACGAGAGGAUGGUGUACCUGGACGCGGGCAUCCAGGUGCUCGAGAACAUCGACAUGCUGUUCGAGCUGGAGGAGGAGCACUUCUAUGCCGCGACGGACGGCUUCUGCGACGAGAAGAUGAGCCACACCCCGCAGUACAAGAUCAGCUUCUGCAAGCAGUGCGCCGACAAGGUGGGGUGGCCGCCGGCGCCCUACUUCAAAACCGGCGUCUUCUUGCACGAGCCCAGCAUGGCCACCGCCAAGGCCCUGAUGGACACCCUCCGCGUCACGCCGCCUGCCUGCUUCGCGGAUCGCCCGGGGGAAGAGAAUUUGCCACCAUUCGGCAGCCGGCUGACAACCAAGUUGGCGGUGUUCGCCCGCGGGAACGUCCCGGCCCUGGCGACCCUCGCUGCCUCUUCCGCUGCCGUCGGAGUGGUCACCAGUGCUGCCAAUCCGGCGAUCUGUUUCGGAUUCUACGCUCUGCUCAUCGCGGCGGUUGUUGCUAUCAUGUUCUCGCUUCGCGGCAUAUGAGUGGUGAUGGAUCACUGGUCUCUGAGAUAAAAGCAAGCUUUUAGUUGAAAGUUUGUAGAAGGGAGGGACUCAGCCCUUCUUCCGUGUGCAUGGCAAAUAAAAAUCGCUUUGUUUUUGA